AUGGCAUCGAAAGAAGCACAGAAGCUGUUUGAUCGUCGAAGGACCGGUCUCGAUCGGAAGGCCCGAGAUCUCAUCAUGAAGUCGCUGUCCAUGCACAACGUCGAUCUCGGAAUCACUAUCAUAUAUGAGUUCGGGGAAGAAGUGAGCAUGUUUCGCUCUCAUUUAGACGACGGGCGUUGGUGGUCCACAGUACAGGACCUGAAAAAUACGUGUGGUAAGGGUAUCACGGGGAUGGGAGUUAUUAAUGAGGAAACUCGGGGCCUUUGGGAGUGGCAGGUUCACCAGGAACGAAAAAAACGACCUCAAAGCAACUUUCGUAACCCUCGCUCAGGGUCCGAUGGGAAACGAGAGUUACCUGAGGAAAUACUCAGAACAAGCAGAGGACUUUUGACAGCUGGGCCUGCUGAUGAUUCAGAGGACGACGGUUCGGGAGAUGAGACCUCUAACGACAAGGCUUCAGAGGGCAACGAAACACCAGAAACAUCUGCUGAUGAAGAUGAUCCAUCAGACGACGACGAUGACGAUGAAGAGCCAAUAAAGACGAAGCAGAAUGUCAGACAAAGGAAACAGCCUUUACGACGCGUUAAGAGCACUGGAGGCUCAUAUCAUGGGUCGCCAAAACGCCCACGUGAAGACGACGCGAUGUCGAUGCAAUGGAGUAUGUCUGACCCGCCUCCACAGCAGCCACUUUUUCAGUAUUCACCAAACUUCAACAAUUACACGCACAACCCUAACAGUAACCCCAACGGACAAUUUACCUCUUUACCAAAUCACCCAGCCCCGGCAUUAUCCAUGCUUCAACAAGGACAUAACCCGAUAACAGUGCAUCAACCCGAUAUUUACAACUCAGGUUAUGCCCCAGAGUUAGGAUUUGGUGCUCAUAUCUAUCAAGAACCUAUGCAAACAGGUUCCAUGGGUUCACGUCCAGUUCAGAUACCAGAGGUGCCACAGCCAAAGAAAGCCAAGAGAAGCAAAUCUACUUCUGCUGUAACAAAGAAAAGAACCUCGAAAAGGUUUAAAGAGUAA
Molecule: messenger RNA, 1026 nt
Organism: Exserohilum turcica Et28A
Lineage: Eukaryota; Fungi; Ascomycota; Dothideomycetes; Pleosporales; Pleosporaceae
Exons: 2
Coding region: 1-1026 (341 amino acids)
Source: RefSeq, a predicted model, not a curated record